Molecule: messenger RNA, 3672 nt
Organism: Engraulis encrasicolus (European anchovy)
Lineage: Eukaryota; Metazoa; Chordata; Actinopteri; Clupeiformes; Engraulidae
Gene: pef1
Product: penta-EF-hand domain containing 1
Exons: 6
Coding region: 29-988 (319 amino acids)
Biological process (GO): COPII vesicle coat assembly
Molecular function (GO): calcium ion binding
Source: RefSeq, a predicted model, not a curated record
ACUCGGCUCGGCGAAAGAACUUCUAAAAAUGAGUUUUCACUACGGACAGGGUUAUCCAGGCGGGGGUCCCCAGCACCACCCUCCCCCAGGGGCACCCUACAGAGGCCAAGCCCCAGCAGGGGGUUCCUACGGAGGGGCCCCUAACCAGCCAGGCGGCCAGUACGGAGGGGCCCCCGGAGCUCCCUAUGGUGGAGGUCCCAGAGGCCCCGGGCAAUAUGGACAAGGAGCCCAGGGGCAGUACGGUCAAGGGUGGCAGCAAUAUAUACCGGGCCAAUACGGACAGGGUCAGGGCCAGGGCCAGGGGCAGAAUGGACAAGGCCAUGGUCAGGGCCAGUAUGGUCAAGGUGGGGGAGGAGCGCCGGGAGGGCCCUAUGGAGGAGGAGGCCAGGCUCCAGGAGGGCCCUACGGGGGAUACGGACAACCACACAUGGCACAAUACGGACAACAGGCACCAGCAGGUAACGCACCCCCGGGGGUUCACCCGGAAGCGCAGCAGUGGUUCAGCUCGGUGGAUACGGACCGCAGCGGCUUCAUCACGCAGAGGGAGCUCAAGCAAGCUCUGCUCAACUCCAACAGCUCCCCCUUCAACGAGGAGACCUGCAUGAUGAUGUUCAACAUGUUUGACACGAGUCGUUCGGGCCGUAUGGAUAUCUUUGGCUUCUCUGCGUUGUGGACGUACCUGCAGCAGUGGAAAGGCAUGUUCCAGCAGUUCGACAAAGACAAGUCAGGCAGCAUCAACAGCAACGAGAUGCACCAGGCGCUGUCCCAGAUGGGCUAUAACCUGAGUCCCCAGUUCAUUCAGAAGCUGGUGCAGACGCAUUCUCCUCGAGGGCAACAGGGGAACAUGUACCUGGACCGCUUCAUACAGGUGUGUUCCCAGCUGCAGACCAUGACCCAGGCGUUCCGUGAGAAGGACUCCGGCAUGACUGGCAACGUGCGCAUGAGCUAUGAAGACUUCCUGGGUGGCUCCAUCAGGCGCCUCAUGUGAUGAUGCCCUUACCCAAAAGAUGGUGGUCAUCGGCUGUAUUGACCCUACCAAGAUGGCCUUCCGAAACUGUCAGAAUAGGUCUUAGACGUAUAUAAUGUACAUAAGCUGUGUUCAUGAUUGGUGCAGAGCGCUUGGAGCACUGUGGAGCACCCCAGGGGCCUAUACUACAAAACUGGUUCAGGAGUAAACCAGGCUAAGUUAAGAGGUAAAUCAUCUAAUAGAUUGACCUCUUACCGUAACCUGGUUUACUCCUGAACCAGCUCCUUAGGGCCCUGGUCUCUAGAAUACCUGAUGCUGAAGGUUAUCAUCCAAAGAUCUGCCUCAGCUGCUGUAAAUCUGCUCAAUCGUGAACACGGCCGUAGAUGCCCAUUGGCUGCUAGGUGAUGUGCAGAAUCACCACUGGCCCCAUAAGAGCUGUUCCAAAAUGAUGGUGCAAAAAAUACAGUGCAAAAGUAGAAGGCACACUUUAGAAACAAGUGGUGCUGCUUCUUCUGAAGGUAUAUGUUGCUCUGUUACCUUAUCGUUUAAGAACCUCCAGCUGCCAAUGUGGCAUCCAUGAACAGGUAUAUACUAUGUCUAUGGCAGGAGCCAUCAUUAUCUACCUUACCAAGAUGGCAGCCAUCACAUAUCGACCUUGUCAAGAUGGACAUUGACAGCAAUAGCCAUCAGUUUUGACCUUCUCAGUAGCGGACUCCACUGUGUCUUCACACAAACCCACCACAGAUCAGGACCAGAAUCAGGCAUCCCAUCUCUCCAAAGUGUCGUUGGCCCUGUUUGGGAUCUGUUUGCGCACAUGUGCACUAUGCAAUCGCAAUGUAUUGUGGUCAGAGAUUUCUAACCAAAUGCAUUGCAAUUUCGUGCUGCGUGUGUGCAUGUGUGCUGUGCAGAUCUGCGUGGCCUGUUCCAUCACAAACAGGCCCAAUGUCUUGUCUGUCUGUGGGUCAAGAUAUUUAGGACCAGAGCACUGUUUUUCAUGCACAUAAUUCUUCAUUCAAGACUACAUUAUACAAUACAAUUUGAGGCCAAAGAAAUAAUGCAGUUUUCAUUAUUUCCAUCAUUCAACCCCAGCUAGAGCACUGGUCAUAGUUAAGAUAAAUAGACAAGCAAAGACAGUGUUCUUGGAGUUGGUCUGUUGCUUUCUAGUUAUUCCCAAGCGACCCCUCCACCAGCUACAGUAGCUUUCCAUUGCCACUACCAUUUACAACAAGAUUGCCAUUUGGUCAUUUUAGUUGGAGGAACUCAUCUUAGGAGCGUAAAUGCAAUAAUGUUGGUUAUAGUAAGUAUUACUACUCAUAGUAGUAAUUUAUGUUUACUUAGUUAUGUAGUUUGUAGAAUACUUAAAUUACAAAGCUAUGUAAUUAAUCAUUCCAAAAUUUUAUUCAAGGUGCUGGAUGAAAGCAUCUUUUCAAAGCGUAACUUAUGAGCUUGUGUACAGUAUCAUCUGUAAGCAAAUCUAUUGCCAACCAUUCAGUACCUGACCGUACAUAGCCACUUCACCAGAUGACUAUGUAGUUUAAAUGUUUCUUCAUUACAUUAUUAUCAUUAUUAUCAUUAUCACUCUAUAUGUGUUGAAAAGCUAUUUUACACGCUGCAUUAAGCUGUUGAAGACAUUGUUUACAUCCCCCAUUUGGCUUUGUCAUUUUAUUGCUUAUGUCAGUUUAUAGCAGGUCUUCACUUAUUAUAAUUGUAAUGAUGUCAGGAAUCUCCUAUGCUUAUGGCAUGUGCCAAACACUCUCAGUAACCUCUCUUCAGUCUGGCCUAUAUUAUCACCCUCAAGCGCUUACUUCAUAUUCUACUGCAAUGCAUUGCGUGUGUGUGUGUGUUCAUGUGCGUGCGCGUGUGUGUGCGCGUGUGUGUGCGCCAAUGUGCCAGCGCCAGACUGGCAUUCCACUCUCGUCCUACUGGACCAUAUUACCUUCAAGUGCUUAUUUUAGUCCGCCAAUCCUAUUCAGCCUUAAUGUUGGCCAAUGUAAACCAGAUGCAUAAAUUUACAUAGUAUGGAAGCUUCUGCAGAUGCUGUUGUAUAUAGUACAAUAUGGGAGUCUAUAUGAAAGUGCCAUUUAUUCCCCAAAAUGAUUUCCCCUGCCCUGUGCUUCUAUGUUGACUGAUGGUGGUGCCAUGAACAGAAGUGUCAACACUGGGUCCAAAUGUUGCCACACAUUUUAUAUAAUAACUAAAUCUGAAUCAGCUGAUUUCAAAUAUGGACUCAGAUCAGCUACUCUUUGGAGCCACCUGUGGUAGAAGGACAAUGUGACAACAAAGGUUUUACUCUCUGAACCCCGUUUUCCUCUUCAGUGCCACUCUUUGCCUUUUGCUUUCAAAUGUAGGCAAUAUCUUUUUUUUUUUAAGCUGUUUGACCAUCAGCAGCCUCAUCAGCAGUCUGUAUAAAGCACAACACAGCACUCAUAUCAAAAUUGUGUUGGCUAACCAUGAUUAGGGUAGAAGGUAUGAGUGUUUUUUGUAGAGUUAAGGUUAAGAUUUAUCUCAAUCGUAAACCUUUGCAAUCUCUAGGCUACUAUAUUAUGUCGUAUACUAAGUGUAGACCUCUGAACCUGUGAAUUAACCUGGAAAAUCUAAAAAUGCUUUCUGAUGUGCGUAUUCUUUGACAAUGUAUAUCCUUUGUGAUCCUUGUGACUUGAUUUGUACGCAAUGUUGAAAAAAAUAAACAAAAACAUUGUCUAUUA